Messenger RNA from Mercurialis annua (annual mercury), 1898 nucleotides. RefSeq names its product transcription factor MYB120. NCBI's taxonomy places the organism in Eukaryota, Viridiplantae, Streptophyta, Magnoliopsida, Malpighiales, Euphorbiaceae. The transcript has a single exon. The coding region runs from base 565 to 1719 and encodes 384 amino acids. The record is from RefSeq and is a predicted model, not a curated record.
ACUCGCUCUCUACCCCACUCUGGAGAGGAUCUUCUUAGUGGCAAACAUUAGUUUGUUGAGUGUUAGCUAUAGCUCCUCUCUUUUUUUUUUUUCCUUUUUCCUACAGACACAGACCUAUUUUAAAUAACCUUCCCGGCCCCUUCUUUCUUUCUUUCUUUUCUUCUUUCCCUCUGCAAAACCCUAAUCUUUACGCUGAAUAAUAGAAACAAGAAAGAAGAAGAAGAAGCAAGAAAAGUUCCCACUUCUACUUAUAAUAUCAUUACUCUCUUUUUGUUUUCUUUGCUUUCAUUUCUAGCCAUCAUUUGUAAUCAAGAUCUGUGAGCAGUUUUUUUUUUUCCUUUUGUUUUUCUCUCUUUUACGCAGAAACUUUUGUUGAUUUAAUUAAUACUUUGUUGAUGAAUAUAGACACAUGAUCAGUCUUGGUUUUGGUUGAUGAGUGGUUCUUCAUAAUUGCUGUUUCGAUCAAAUUCUGCAACUUGGCAACUAUCACCAUCUCAUCAAGAUCUUCGGUUUGAUUCUCUUUUCUCUCUCUGAUCUCUUUUUUCAUAACCUUGAUUACUAGAUAUGGAUUCUGGUAAUAGUGGUAGUUUGCAAUCUUCAAGUGGUGAUGAAGAGCAUGAUUCAUCAAGACCACCAGAGUCAUCGUUUUCUGCUUUCUUGAACAAUUCUUCCCACUUUGGUGUUCCAUUAAACCCACAAUCUUUUCUGCCUCACCACCACCACCCCUACCACCACCAUCAACAGCAGCAGCUACACCACCAAACCCCCACUUUAUUUGAUCCUUCAUCAAAUCUUUUCCAUAAUUUCUCUCAAUCACCUUCACCAAACCUAAAUCUCCACUCUUCCCUCAUCAAUCUCGACGCCGUUAGAUCAGAAUCAGCACCACCUCCACUAUCAAGCGGCCGAUCGUCAAUCUUGGGUGUUCAAGGAACAAAUCCGGCUACUAUCAAUCAACUUCCUUCUCAUUCCGAUCAGAACCAUGUCGCAUCAAGAAAUCCCAAGAAACGAACAAGGGCAUCAAGAAGAGCACCCACUACAGUUCUCACUACAGACACGUCAAAUUUUCGAGCAAUGGUGCAAGAAUUUACUGGGAUUCCAGCUCCGCCAUUCUCAGGCUCGCCAUAUUCAAAGAGGCUCGAUCUUUUUGGUUCAGCUAUGACUCGGUCUAGCCAUUUAGAACAAAUUGGUUCGCUUUUUCCUCUACGUCCAUCAGCUCAAAAAGUUCCGCAUCAACAAUCCCCAUUUUCAUUCUCUUCUUCUCCUUCUCCAUUAAUCCAAAAUAAUCCAGUAGACGCUACUACUACUGCAACAACCGCCGCCAACAAUAAUCCUACUACUUUCAUUAACCCUAGUUCUUUCAAUAACUACCAACUCCCUUCUGACCUAAGCCAAUUAUCCAAGCAACCUCAAAACAUUCUAAACAUGCAAAACCAAAUGCUUUCAUUUCAGUCCCUUUUUCAGCCUCCUUCCAAAGGAAACUUACCGUUAUUACCGUCUCUUCAUGAUGAACUAGGAAUGAGCCAUGGACGAGUUAGUGCAAACUUGAGUGAGAUACCGAGUCAUAGUGUAACAAAUACACCAGAAGGUAAUAAUAGAUGUAAAUUGAACUAUUCAGGUUCGACAUCCGAUCAUCAUUUUCUCCAUCAAGAUAACGGUUUAGAGAAUGUUCCUCCGAGAAGUGAAGGUGCUGUUGAUUCUUGGAUUUGUCCUUCAGAAUAGAAAACUUCAAGGAGAUUAAAAAGGGCUAUGUAGUAAUAUUUCAUCAAGAAGUAUAGACGAGGGUUUUUGCUUGCAACUAUAACCAAUUAACCCAUGGUUUUGAAUUAUGAUGAUCAUCUUGAUAUAGUUAAUGACAUCUUUCUUUAAUUUUUUUCAAGAAAUAAACAAGAAUUAAUAUU